AUGACAUUAACUGGAGGCCACACGCUACGCAUUCUACGCUCGACGUCAACGUUCUACGCUCAAUGACAUUAAGGAAAACCCAGGUCUGAGCGCUAAAGUUACCUACUGCCCCCCUCCCUCCAUCUCCAUCUCCAUCUCGUUCUCCUAUCUCUCUCACACGCACACAAUAAGAAGUGUAUUAUAUACUUGCAAGAAACUACUCUGGCCGCGAUAUUGUCACCGACUUUUGUUGUAGUGGUCGUGGUUGCGUAAGUCCUGCAACUCUGCAACUUAAUUAUUCUGGAGAAUGAACAGGGCAGAUCGCCACAAUGAAACUAGAGAUCCGAAUGAAUCUAGCUCAUCUCAUCAGGAGAAUCGAAGUUAUCCAUCUGCGUCUGAGAAUUAUAAAGGUAUUGGGCCGAGGCCAUAUUCAUAUCGUGAACUAGCAAAUGCAACUGAUCAUUUCUCCAACAACGUUCUACUUGGCGAGGGUGGUUUUGGUCAAGUUUAUAUGGGAUUCCUAGAUGGUAAAUACUGUGCUAUUAAGAAACUUAAAAAUCUUCGGGAUGUACUGUCGGAAGAAAAUUUGGAGAAUGAGAUCUUGGUCGUAAGCAGAGUCAGUCAUAAAAAUCUUGUUCAGCUGAUUGGUUACUGCAUUGAUGGAGCCAAUAGAUUGAUUGUUUUAGAGUAUUGUCCCAAUGAGUCCUUGAGAUCUAAAUUACAUGAAGAAGGGGAGAUUUUGGACUGGCAGAAAAGAAUGAAGAUCGCCAUAGGCUCUGCGAGAGGAUUGGAAUAUCUACAUGAAUAUUGUAAACCUAGAAUCAUACACUUAGAUAUCAAGCCAGAUAAUAUUCUUCUCGAUAACGAAUUUGAACCAAAGAUUGCGGAUUUUGGACUUGCCCUAUUCUUUUCAGAUGCUGCUACUCACGUCUCCAAGUCAACAAAUAAGGGAACCCAAGUUUAUGCAGAUCCAAUGACAACGAGAACUGGAAAGUAUUCUGAUAAGUCAGAUAUUUAUUCUUUUGGUGUUGUACUUUUAGAGCUGAUCACGGGAAAAGAGCCUAUGGAUAAAGACAACGACAUUGUUAAUUGGGCAAAUUCUCGAAUUAAAAAAGCUCUAAAGGGAGAAUAUGAGGGUUUUGUAGAUUCCAGAUUGCAAACAUUUGACCACGAAGAAAUGUAUCAAGAAAUGUAUCGAAUGAUUUUCUGUGCCAAAGCUUGUGUAAAUAGACUUCCAAAGUCUCGUCCAUCUAUGAGAAGGAUACUUCUUGCUCUCGAAGGAAAUUUGCCUCUAGAGAAUUUAUGCGAUGAGAAGGACAACAAACUGCGAUCGAGUACUAUAUAUAAAGCAAACCCGGAAGAAAUCUCGCCGGCAGCCACGGCUGGCUCUAACUUGUUCCGGUUGUUUAAUUGGAUGAGAAAAGCUAAUCGCCAACCCAGAGGAGUAAAAAAAGAGGAAAGAGCUAUUCCGAGGCAAGCAACUGGUGACGGCACAGAGGAAGAAACUAAAAAUGUCAUUAUGCCAAGGCAACUUCCCAAUCAACAAUGGACAACCGCAACUAAUUAUGAUUUCUCCAACAACAACAUUGGGAGCUCUCUAGUUCACAUUCCGCAAAUGGUUUAUGCUGAUGUUGCGCUUGUGAGCGGUGCUGGUAUCAGUCAUAAUAGAAAAUUCUGCUAUGGAUAUGCAACCUCUCCAGGGAAAGGCUCUUCCAUGGAAGAUUUUUAUGAGACAAGAAUUGACAGUGUUGACGGAGAGAUAGUUGGCCUAUUUGGAGUUUUUGAUGGUCAUGGAGGCGCACGUGCCGCUGAAUAUGUGAAACAAAACCUUUUCAGUAAUCUGAUCAGGCAUCCAAAGUUCAUUUCUGAUACAAAAUCAGCUAUAGCUGAUGCAUACAAUCAUACAGACUCAGAAUUUCUGAAAUCAGAAAAUAAUCAGAACAGCGAAUCUGGAUCAACUGCUUCCACAGCCAUUCUUAUUGGUGACCGUUUGCUUGUUGCUAAUGUUGGAGAUUCUAGAGCUGUCACAUGCCGAGGCGGCAAUGCUAUUGCUGCUUCUCGAGAUCACAAGCCGGACCGAAGUGAUGAACGGCAACGAAUUGAGGAUGCUGGAGGGUUUGUGACGUGGGCAGGGACCUGGAAAGUUGGUGGAGUUCUUGCUGUCUCUCGUGCAUUCGGUGAUAGGCUCUUGAAGCAGUAUGUUGUUGCUGAUCCAGAAAUUCAGGAUGAAAAGAUUGACAGCUCACUUGAGUUUCUCAUCCUUGCAAGUUAUGGAUUAUGGGAUGUUGUCACCAAUGAGGAAGCUGUUGUAAUGACCAAGCCAAUCGAGGACCCAGAGCUGGCAGCAAAGAGUUUGUUGCAGGAGGCAUACCAGAGAGGCAGUGCAUACAAUAUUACCUGUAUUGUUGUCCGCUUCCUGGCCAAUCAAGGUACUCCUACUACUCAUGAUUCGCGGAUGAUCUAAGAGGGAAGGGGCACCCCUAACCCAAAAAAGUUUCUAUUUUUGUGUGAAUUAAUGUUGCUAUGCCUAUAAAUGGAUUGAUGUUGGGAAUAAUUGAAUUUUGGACCCAUUCAUACAUAUGUGUAAAAUUUUUAUUGGCUUGUCAUUUUAUAUAAAAUACCUUACUUAAAA
Messenger RNA from Hevea brasiliensis (rubber tree), 2611 nucleotides. RefSeq names its product probable protein phosphatase 2C 45. The transcript has 11 exons. Gene Ontology annotation, cellular component: nucleus; cytosol. Gene Ontology annotation, biological process: protein phosphorylation; protein dephosphorylation. Bases 287 to 2443 code for a protein of 718 amino acids. The record is from RefSeq and is a predicted model, not a curated record. Gene Ontology annotation, molecular function: protein serine/threonine phosphatase activity; protein kinase activity; cation binding. NCBI's taxonomy places the organism in Eukaryota, Viridiplantae, Streptophyta, Magnoliopsida, Malpighiales, Euphorbiaceae.